Messenger RNA from Adineta ricciae, 477 nucleotides. The record is from the annotation of a GenBank genome assembly. NCBI's taxonomy places the organism in Eukaryota, Metazoa, Rotifera, Eurotatoria, Adinetida, Adinetidae.
AUGAUUGUCAACGCGAUUCUAAUGAGAUGCAAAAUAAAUUCCCAACAUUCUAUUCAACAAUUUGUAAAUUAUUUACAAGAACGAGUAACGCAGACUAUAGAAUACUCUUAUUUUCCUCUUCAACGUAUACUUGCUCAACAUCCGCUCAAUGCUCGCCCUGCAUUUCUCGAUACAUACUUUCAGUUCAGUUCUAUAUCAAAUGAAACAAGUGACACAAAAGUCUCAAUCAAUGAUAUUUCUAUUAUAACAAUGCCUUAUUCCGUCCAAAUCGAUGACGCUGAAAUCGCAAGUAAAUUUGACUUUUCUCUCAAUAUUUUAUAUAAUCCAGUAACUAGUCAAUUAUCAUGCACUCUUGAUGCCUCUACUGACUUAUUCAAUGAAUUAACUAUUGCUAAGAUGUUACAACAGUUUCACGGUUUACUUCAGCAGCUUUUCACACCCAAUACAAACGAUCAACGCCAUCAAUCGAUGUGUUAA